Anisakis simplex (herring worm) is the source of this 327-nucleotide messenger RNA. NCBI's taxonomy places the organism in Eukaryota, Metazoa, Nematoda, Chromadorea, Rhabditida, Anisakidae. The record is from the annotation of a GenBank genome assembly.
AUGUUUAAGGUUGGACUGGAUGCGAGUGAUAAAGAGAAGGUCUUACUGGAUCUAAUCAACUCCCAUAAACAGCUCAGUGCGUCAGCGCAUGGUAAUGUCGCGGGUGCAGAAACAUCAGAUGGGCAUCGAGCUCAAGUUAAAAAAUUCGGCGACAAAGGCGGCAUUGCACUAGUCAACGGACAUAAAGCACAAUUGAAAACGAAAGAAACUGACGAUGGUAGGCAUGCUUAUUUGAAAGCGGAUAAUGAAUACGAGCUGGAUGCGGUUGCGAAAGGCUCGCUGAAAGAUGCAAAAAAUUCUGAGUUCGAAGCGACCAAUGAACGCUUC